AGAAGAACAAAACCCACCCACGUGACUUGGCAACAUGGCUGCCUCCUGAAGGAAAGCGAGACAAAAUGUCAAAACCAGCAGUGUAUUAUUUAUGAACUUUUAUUCUUAUUAUUAAAGAUAUUGUUGUCAGCAUUUGUGUAUAAUAUAAGCAUUCGGCGAGAUGUUUAGCGCCACGGUGCGGAGGUUAGCGCUCUCGGGCCGGAAGAAGGUGUCGGCGGAAGGUGAGCUCCUGCACCGCUGUCUGUCUGUCAGCUCCUGCGCGUGUGGAAAAACUUUUCCGCGUAAAAAGCCCCGGGAUGUUCCUGAAAUCCAGGCACUGGAGCGCAUCACCUACGCCGAGAGGAAGCACUAUGUUCCCGGCUUGGCCAAGCCCGUGUUCCCGGACUGGGAGAAGGACUGGCACGACCCGCGCAGGUACCGAGCUCCUGCAGCCGAGAGCAUGGAGCUGUACAAGGAGAGACCGUGUUACAUCUACACCCAGAGAACCAACCCGCUGGAAGGUGUGAGACAGGCCCUGUGGCUCACCAAGACUAAAGUCGUCCCAGGUUUUCCCGCUCAGCUCCUGGCGUUAGCGGAGAAUCCGGCCAAUCAGCUGGAGGAUCAGGAUGAGCGAGUGCAGAACGCAAUCAGACACGCCCGCUUCUGGGACACAAACCAACUCCGACCCCCUAAAGAGAGAUACUGUCCGUCUCUGUUACACAACCUGCUCCACCUGUGCCGAGGACUGCAGGUCUCUCAUCCGGCGCUCGGACACAGGAUGCUGGCGGAGAAAUACAGCCUGUCGGCCAGCUGGACCAGAGGUGAGGAUCAGUUCCAGGUGCGAGGGCAGAACGGCUUCCUGUUAAGCAGCACGACUCCACUUCCUGCUGUGGCCGGAGACGAGGAGAUCCGCUCCACGUCUGAUAACCUCCUAGAGACCUUCUACCCCAUCUCCCCCACCAUCGAUCUGCAGUGUGCCCACGUCUACCAGCUCCGAAACCACACCGGUUUCAGAGAGGAUUACCCGUACCCUCACGCUCACACACUCUUCAUCACGGAGGCUGGAGAUGCGCCUAAACUCGAACCCGAGCAGCUGAGAGCUAAACUCAUCAUGUUUGCGUUCGGGAACGCCCUCGCCCGCGCCCGCGCACUAUACGGGAACGAGUCCAGGGUUCUGGAGAAGCCCGUCGUCGUGCAGAGUGUCGGUACCAGCGGCCGUCUCUUCCAGUUCGUGGUUUUCCAGCUGAACACCACGGACCUGGAGUCGGACAGCGGCGUGAAGAACCUGGCGUGGGUCGACGCCGAUCAGCCGCUCUACGACUUCGCCAAGGUCCGGCCGUUCAUCAAGAAGAAGGUGGUGAAGGUUCCUGCUGGUUUGGCCGGAUAUCAGCCCGAAACCUUCAAGAAGUUCCUGGCGCUUUACCUGCACGGGGCCGCAAACUGAAACCGACCGCUGCUUCUUUUCUUUCUCCUCCCUGUAAGUUUAAUAUUUCAUCGUCAUGUAAAA
Molecule: messenger RNA, 1486 nt
Organism: Ictalurus punctatus (channel catfish)
Lineage: Eukaryota; Metazoa; Chordata; Actinopteri; Siluriformes; Ictaluridae
Gene: mrpl37
Product: mitochondrial ribosomal protein L37
Exons: 7
Coding region: 161-1423 (420 amino acids)
Biological process (GO): translation
Cellular component (GO): ribosome; mitochondrion
Molecular function (GO): structural constituent of ribosome
Source: RefSeq, a predicted model, not a curated record